Molecule: messenger RNA, 828 nt
Organism: Australozyma saopauloensis
Lineage: Eukaryota; Fungi; Ascomycota; Pichiomycetes; Serinales; Metschnikowiaceae
Exons: 1
Coding region: 1-828 (275 amino acids)
Source: RefSeq, a predicted model, not a curated record
AUGUACCCCGAAAAGUUCCUCACCUCAAUUAAAAAAAUCUCCGAAAAUGUCGUCACAGUCUCUUGUGCCUUCAAGGUCUUAAACAGACUCGAUGUUGGAAACAGAAUGUCUCUCAUUAAUUGCGAUGGACAAGUGGUUGUGUUCUCCCCCAUCAAGUACGGUGACUAUUUCCAAGAAGCGCUCAAACUCUUGGGCGCUUCGAACAUUGCAUACAUCGUUGUCGUCAAUUGCGAACACAACGUUGCCGCCAAGGAGUAUGCCGAGAACUACCCGGAGGCAAAGGUCGUUUGUGGAGAGGGCUUUGCACCCAACCAAAAAUGGAAACCAGAUUUUGUUUUCAACAAAGAAGCAGGAAACAGAUUACUUAAUGACUACCUCUUGGAAGAGCAUUUUUCGUUCGAAUGGCCCGCCUCGCUAGAGAUCUUGUACUUAAAGUACCUGAAGAACAAGGAGCUUGUUUUAUAUGAAACGGAGUCAAAGACGCUCUUUGUGGGUGACAUUUUGCUCAAUAUCGGUACCGUUGGAGAGAACGGGUUUGAGCAAUAUUCCCCUGCCACCGGUUAUCCCGAGAAGCACAACCCCUUCACUGGCUGGUCGUAUCCCUUGCGCUUCAUUCAUCCCAGGGGAUUCUUGGGCAGAUAUUUCAACCAGGCUUUGGCCAAUGUGGCCAAUCCAGGUGGUGAGGCGGGUAUUCACAUGAUCUAUAACAAGUGGGACUUCAAGACAAUCGUUCCUUGCCACGGUAACAUCAUCACCGAGUAUGCAAAGGAGGAAUUUAAGCUGACAUUCCCUAAGGUCGACUUUACACCUUGGGAGUUAAGGGAUUGA